UGGUCACUUUACAGAGACCAUGAAGACGACAUUCUAAAUCGUCUUGAAUCAAUGAUUUUCGCAGAUAAUUAUGUUGGUAGAGGUCGCCCUAGUAGGUUUACUAGUUGGCCGAGGUCUGGGUGACGGAGCACACGGAGGACAUGGAGGUGGUGGAGGAGGAGGAGGAGGAGGCAUCUCCAGUGGAUAUGGAGCUCCUUCAGGUGGAGGCUCUGAGUAUGGAGCACUAUCAGGAGGAGGUUCGGAGUAUGGAGCACCUUCAGGGGGCGGCUCAAGCGGAUACGAAGGCGGAGGAGGAGGAGGUUUCGGAGGGAUCUCAAGCAGCUACGGAGGAGGAGGUGGUGGAGGAGGUGGAGGUGGAUACAGCGGUGGAGGCGGUGGCGGAGGAGGAGGAUAUGGAGGUGGAGGUGGAGGAGGAGGAAAUGCUCCAAUCUAUGUGUACAGACAAACUACAACGGCAGGAGGAUUUAAUCUUGGUUUACUCCUUCCCCUGGCUGCAGCUCUAGCUAUACCUCUAGGUCUCCUGGCUCUAACUCUACCUGUCACAACAACACUAGUCGGAGGAAGGAAAAAGAGGGAUGUGAACGGUACCAUGACCCUGGGUGAGAAGCAGGCUGAGAUUUUACAAUCCUACCUGGAUGUUCAUGGCUUAGAGAUGGACCUUGCUCUUCAGAGAGAUAUGAUCGCCAGGUACCUGGAGUGUGGUGGUGAGGUACAGAACACAGGAAACUCUCACACAGUAUCUGCUUGCCUGGAGAUGCUCAUGUGUACAUUCCACGAUACCAAGCUUAAACUACAACCUAGAGAGAAGGAAGUGGCUGGAAUAAUCAUUCAAACCUUGAUGGAGAACGAGUAUAUCUCAAAGGAUUACAAGAGAAGACUACUUGAAGCUGGUCAGAUUGGUCGAGACUUCCCAGGAACCUGCCACAACUUCAAGUGCAACGAGAAGGUCUUUAGCAAGAUCAGUCCUAGAGCCUUGGAUCUGUCCUUGGAGUAGAACAAAAGGAGUUCAAAGAUCCAAACGUCUCAGCAUUUCUUUUGAUUGUUGUUUUGUGUUUGUUAUAAAUUAUUAAUACUUUUUUUGUUUUUUGAAUCGAUAUGUUAAUUAGUUAAUUUAUUUAU
Molecule: messenger RNA, 1119 nt
Organism: Eurytemora carolleeae
Lineage: Eukaryota; Metazoa; Arthropoda; Copepoda; Calanoida; Temoridae
Exons: 7
Coding region: 71-994 (307 amino acids)
Source: RefSeq, a predicted model, not a curated record